AUGUUGACCUUUCUGCAACGAAUUCUACAAUUUUUCAUUACAAAGCUGGACCGCAUGUGGCACAUGCAGUUCCAACGUGCCCAUGGGGAACCAGUACCCAAGUCCGGCAGCUGGGUGGCGACAAUGGAUGCUGAUGAGUUGGACCAAACGUCGACUAGAACAUUCAAUGCCCGUCUUAUUGUGAAAAUCUUGCUCCACGUUCUCAACACAGUCCUCGGCUUUCUUGUGUACGUUGCCCCGGCUGAUCCCGAUCAGUGA
Cyphellophora europaea CBS 101466 is the source of this 258-nucleotide messenger RNA. RefSeq lists its product as uncharacterized. The coding region runs from base 1 to 258 and encodes 85 amino acids. The transcript has a single exon. The record is from RefSeq and is a predicted model, not a curated record. Lineage: Eukaryota; Fungi; Ascomycota; Eurotiomycetes; Chaetothyriales; Cyphellophoraceae.